Molecule: messenger RNA, 765 nt
Organism: Penicillium cataractarum
Lineage: Eukaryota; Fungi; Ascomycota; Eurotiomycetes; Eurotiales; Aspergillaceae
Product: gamma-glutamylcyclotransferase family protein
Exons: 1
Coding region: 1-765 (254 amino acids)
Molecular function (GO): gamma-glutamylcyclotransferase activity
Source: RefSeq, a predicted model, not a curated record
AUGCAAAUCAACAUGCACAUAAAACCCCAACCAACAGAAACCCUCCUCCCACUCGACAUAUCAACAACAACCACCCCCCAGCAUCAUCCAGCGCAACCACCAUCCCCAAAACCCCACCUCUACUUCGCCUACGGCUCCAACCUCUCCCCAACCCAAAUGACACUCCGCUGCACCAUAAACCCCUCGCACUCCGCAAAACCCCUCGCAAUAGCCUCCCUCCCACACUGGCGCUGGCAUAUCAACGAAGCAGGCUACGCGAACGUCCUCCCACCGGCCGGUCUGCGUAUAUCCUCUCAACUCAGUCCCGCCGCGGACAAGAUUCCCAUCUCGGGAGUGGAAGACACUGUGUACGGAGUGCUUUAUGAGAUGGAUCCUGGUGAUGAGAGGAUUCUUGAUGGGUAUGAGGGGAUUGAUACGGAGGCGGAUGUUGUGAAGCCCGUACCUGGUAGGGAGCGGGGCAUUGACGUUGAUGUUCGGCCGAGGGAGCAGGGGGAGGGGGAUUAUAAUAAGUGGUAUGUUGAUGCUGUGGUUGUGGAGUGGCUUGAUGGGGGGAGUCAAGUGGAGUAUGAACGGGGGAAGUGGAAAGGAGGGGAGAAAGAGACGGUUAGGAUUUUGGUGUAUGUUGAUGAGGAGCGGGUGGUUGUUUCGAGGCCGAAUGCGGAGUAUAUUCCAAGGAUGAAUCGGGCGAUGAGGGAGGCGGAGGAGUUAGGGGUUAGUGGGAGGUGGUUGGGGGAGGUGUUGAGGAGGUUUAUUCCUGAGGAGUGA